This is a messenger RNA of Synchiropus splendidus (mandarinfish), 2299 nucleotides long. RefSeq lists its product as uncharacterized. NCBI's taxonomy places the organism in Eukaryota, Metazoa, Chordata, Actinopteri, Syngnathiformes, Callionymidae. The record is from RefSeq and is a predicted model, not a curated record. The transcript has 10 exons. The coding region runs from base 115 to 1878 and encodes 587 amino acids.
UGCGUGAAACAGCAAGCUCAAGAAUUAGACAUAUGACGACGACGAGCAGCUGCACAGAUCAUUAUCGUCGAAUGAGCUAGUUGUGCGUGUAAACUGGUUGCUUCUUGUGUGAAAAUGGUGCGACCAAAUUUUGGACCGCCACGCUUUAAGCCAAGGCCCUAUGGAGAUGAUCAUGACAUGGGAUCAAGUAAUCAGGAUUACAAGAGUAGAAGAGAGGCUCCUUUUAACGGAAGGGAAUCUCGAGGUCGAGGGCGCCCCCUCUUUACUAAACGGUUACCACUGAUGGAAGAGCACAGAGAGCCACGGUUUAACCACUGGCGCUCCCAGAACCAGGACUCCUUUCGGUCAUACUCCCCAAAAAUGGAACCACAUCAAAGGAGGCCAAUCCGCCCUCUUUACCCACACCAUCGGCAAUCCUCACGCAGUCCCCCCCGUGGAUCCCUGAGUCCAAGGGGCCGUCCUUUUCACGGUCAUCCUUCAGAUCACAGGUCACCCUUUCAACGACGCUUCCCCAGCCACCAAGGCUCCUCUGACCGUGGGUCUUUCAGGGGCCACCGUAGGCCACCACCUUUUGAGGACGACCAGAGAGACCCCAGAAGGGAUUUCGGUCCUAGAGAGAGGACCUACGACCAUCCUGGUCACGGAACAAAGCGUUGGAAUGAGCCUCCACUUCACAAUGGUCCGUCUGGCUCACAGAGGAGCCCCCGAGAUAUGCAAGGGAGAGGCCCAUGUCCUGAGAGGUGGUCAUCCGAGCAAGAUUCCAGACGGCAUCAUGGUUCCAUGGAAAGGCAGAGCAACAGAUCUCACAGUAGAGAGAGCUCUCAAGAUGAUCAGCACCACCAGACCCAUUUCAGAUCCCCAUCAUGGAAAAGCGGUCCAUCAGAAACGUCAUCCUACAACCGGAGUCAUCCUGAGGGGGAAAUGACUAGACCACGCAAGAGGAGAAUAUCUGAGAUCAGCAUUCCCCCAUCGAAUCCCGCAUUGGAGCAUGACAACCCCAAACUGCUCAGGAGAGAGAGACCACAGCUGUUUAGUGCCCCCAGACCAUUUGGUGGUAGACCCCUGUCACUAAGGGAAAAAAGUGUCCUUGUUAAGAGCAGACAAAUGAGAGCAGAAUCCCUCAUGGCCAUCAAAGUACGCCCUUUCAUCAAGCCAAACCCCCCCCUUGUUAGCUCCAACUGGCUGGGCACUUCCAGUGCUGUUCUUGCUCUCCGAAAGAAGCGCUUCCAGUCCACUGUUGUUCCCCUCAAGAGUGUGAGCACAAAAAGGCAAAGAUCAGAGUCCACAUCUAAUGACAAAGGUGACUCUCACUCGUCCUCCGAGGAAUCUGACACUGGGAAAGAUCAGGUGGAGUUUCGGCGCUCCCUGAAACCACACAGGUCGCCCCCCACCGAGAAGCGAGACCUGGUUGUGUUGUCUCACUGGCCCCCAGGCCCCAGCACUUCUAAGGAAGACUCGCCUUCAAAGGAUCACAGCCCUAAGUCGAAGAGUGCUCGUGUUUCAACUUCGGAUGAUGACUCCAGAGAUGAGCGAUCACCUGAAAACAGGAAACGGGGAUAUUUGGAUAAGAGAGUUUUUGGGAGUCCAUUCAACGUGAUGCAAGACCGAUACAGAUCUGGAAGGCCAUUCCGAAGGCCAGGAGUGGGAAUGGGGUCCGGAUCGAUGCAGAGGCCCAGAUACUUGGGAGGACUCAGGAAACCACCACCACCAGAACUUUCGAAUUUUCGAAGGCCGCUCAUGGAAAGCUUGGUGACUCGCCCUUUCCCAAACCAGAGGCCAAUGUUCCAAAAAAGCUUCAGCAUUAUGAACAAAUACCGCAACAUGAGAGUGAUGCGCCAGCGUGGCCCUUUCAGCCGGGGGCCCAGCCAGCGCUGGUGAUGUCUGAGAUCAAAUAUGCGCAACACUUUGGAAGAAAAGAAGUGACAGAUCUGCAACAUUGUGGAUUCUUGUUUUGUUGAGUCCUCUCCACUGUUGCAAGUGCUGGUCCCUUGUUUGAAAUUCAGUACCACUGGGAUGUGCCGGAGAGGUCCUACUGUAAUAAGUUGACAUAAUCUGUCAUUGGACUCUUGUUUUUCAAGUAUUGUCAAUAGUAAGUUAAGCUUUUACACAGAGGCCCCUGCUGAAGCCGCUGUGUUUCCUGACGCGAUUUUUAAAUGGUACAAUAGUUUAUCUUAUUUAAGGAGUUCAACUCUGAGCAAUAGACUUUAUUUUGGGUGUGUUGGUUUAGAAAAAAGUGAGGUUCAUGUACAUUUUUUUAUAAUGUCCCCUUCUGGAUUUAGAAUAAAAGUCUUAAAUCCUU